UCCACGUAGCCCCGGGACGCCAGCAGUGGACAGUGACAUACCGAGGGAGGCACGCUGUACCUGAGCGUUAUUUGCACCUGGCUCUUCUAUCAGUGGCCAACGAGCAUUCAGCAAGAUCGGUCGGACUGGGCACUGAAGUCAUAGCUUAACCAAAGAUGGCGGGAGACAGUGUGGCAGCAGUAGAACCGGAGCGGGGCAGCUGGGGUGGCAAACUGGACUUCUUCAUGUCGUGUGUCGGGUACGCCGUCGGACUUGGCAACGUCUGGAGGUUCCCCUAUCUGUGCUUCAGGAAUGGCGGAGGGGCCUUCCUGGUGCCCUACGUGAUAAUGCUGGCGCUGGCAGGACUCCCAAUGUUCUUCUUCGAGUUGGCCCUUGGUCAGUUCGCCUCCCUGGGUCCAAUCAGCAUUUGGCGCGUCAACCCGCUGUUCAGGGGUAUCGGGUUUGCUGUGGUAAUGAUAUCGACUAUGGUGUGCGUCUACUACAACGUCCUCAUCAUGUACGGCAUGUUCUACCUCAUGGUGUCCAUCAUCAGCCUCGACGGCGACCUCCCUUGGAUGAGCUGCACCAACUCCUGGAACACUCCAGCAUGCACGAUGGAAGCUAGACCAUCGUUUGACAACCUCACCGACGUCGACAAACUCAACAUCACUAUGAGGCACAUGGAGCCAGACUGUGUUAACACGACACUAAGUCAAAUGAACCUCAACUACAGCGACCUGACCUACAACCUGACCAUCAGCAACUUCACCGCCUGCAACGACACCAAGAGUUGGAGACUGAUCACACCAAGCGAGGAGUAUUGGUCUAACUUCGUGUUAAACAUCGACCAGGCCGAGGACCUGGGAAACGUGGGCGGAGUCAGCCUCAAGCUGGCCUUUGUCCUCCUCUUGUCCUGGAUCGUCCUCUUCUUCUGCCUCAAGAAGGGAGUGCAGACAUCGGGCAAGGUGGUGUAUUUCAUGGCGACCUUCCCCUACGUCGUGCUCGUCUGUCUGCUGGUCCGGGGGGUCACUCUGGACGGCUACAUGCUCGGCAUCAACUUCUACAUCAUUCCCAAGUGGGAGCGACUACUCGACGUCACGGUGUGGCGGGAAGCUGCCACCCAGAUCUUCUACUCCCUGGGGCCGGGGUUCGGCAGUCUCAUCACCAUGGCCAGCUACAACCCCUUCAAACACAACUGUCACAGGGAUGCCAUCAUCGUGUCCCUCAUCAACUGCGGCACCAGCGUGUUCGCCGGCUUCGUCAUCUUCUCCGUGCUCGGCUUCAUGGCGCACACCACCAACCAGGACGUGCAGGAUGUUGCCGUGGAUGGUCCUGGGCUGGUGUUUGUGGUGUACCCAGAAGGCAUUGCGCGCAUGCCGGUGGCCCCACUGUGGGCGUUCCUGUUCUUCUUCAUGCUGGUAGCUCUGGGACUGGACUCACAGUUCGGAAUGAUGGAAUCCAUCAUCAGCGCCAUCAUAGACGAAUUCCCCGCCUUUCUGCGCAGACACAGAACAAUAUUUACUUUAUUCUGUCAUCUGACCGGUUUUCUACUGGGUUUGCCACUUGUCACAAAGGGUGGAAUUUGGGUACUGACACUGAUGAACGACUAUUGUGCCAGUUACGCACUGUUGUUAAUCUGCCUGUGUGAGCUGGUCGCCGUCAUAUGGGUGUAUGGGUUAAAGAAGUUCUGUAGAGAUGUGGAACUCAUGCUGGGGUUCCAGCCCAACUACUACUGGCAGGCCACGUGGCUGGUCGUCACGCCCCUAGCCAUCAUUGUGAUGAUCGUCGUAUCCUUCGUCCAGUAUAGCCCCAGUUACUAUGGCGACUAUAUGUUCCCACCGUGGGCCCAAGAUGUUGGAUGGGUGAUGGUGAGCGUGCCCAUUGGUGUCAUCUUCGUUACCAUGGUGAUACAGAUCAUAAGGCAUGGCUCCAUCAGAAAUGCUGUGAAGCCGACUGACAGCUGGGGCCCAGCGAAACCUGCACAUCGGACGGGCAAAUACGCCAUUACCAACCCAGCAUUCCAGCAAGAUGGCGAAACCGAAACGAAAAAUGGCAGUCUUCCAAACAGUGAUAUAGAAAUGGCUGUUGGUAAAGAUAUAUUGGAGGACACAGAUCGAACAACUAAAUUUUGAUUUGAUUUCAUCCUGACCUUCACGAUCAUGUUUGCAGCAAUCUUCAACAUACGGGUCACAGCGCUAACUCACCAAUGAUUAGCAACUUUUUACACAAUACGUUAUACAAGCUGGUGUGUGAGUGAGUGAGUGAGUGAGUAUGGUUUGUGCCUUUCGGCAAUAUUCAAGCAUUGUCAAGGGCUUUACACAUUGUACCAAUGUGGCGAAAAUACAUAAUGUAACCAAUGACGACCAAUUAAUCAUUAUCGAUUGAACAGACGAUGGACGUACAAGGUGUUUGAAAUAUAGUUUGGCAUUUUUGGAGCUCUGAUAGUACCAGCCGGGGAACUGUUUGCCAGGACCAAUCACCCACCUCAAUCUGAGAACAGAAUGCGCACAUAAGAAGUGUUUAUUUUUCAUUUGCAAAUGCGAAUAUGGGUAGAGAAUGGGGACAAGGUUAAAUCAGAUGAAUCGACGAUUAAAUUACAUUUCCCAGGGAAUCAAACCCGACAUCUACAUAUUUAAACUUCGGACCUUAUCCAUCACAGCGAAACUCUCGCAAACAGAGAUUGAUCGCCUCUUCUUUACCGACAGACUUACUACAAUCAUGCAUUCAUAUGAUGUAGCACGUAAUUGUAAACAUCAAUGCAUGUAUGGGCAUCACGAGUGCACGGCAAGGGCAGAUGUGUUAAGACUAUUUAUGUAACUACUGUAAUACACUGCCGGGCAAAAGCAAAUAUACACUUGAAAAUUAGUUUUGCCUCAAAAAUUACAAACGUUAGCAAAACGUUACUAGGCUUAUGGUUCAAAACACAACUAUGAUGUCGUAUCAAAUACAUCUCCAUCAAAAAAUCAUUUCUUGUACAGGAAGAGAAUUUAUGGAUGUCAACUUCUUUAUUCUGAGAAAUACAGCUUUCCGGAGUAUAUAGUUACUCCAUCAGGUAAGUAAGCAUAUACUCCGAAACGUUGUGUUCCGCAUAAUAAAGAAGUUGACAUCCAUAAAUUCUCUUCCUUAUAUGUGUCACAUCUGAAUGCCGAUCAAAUACUUCAUUUCUUGUUUGUUUUAGCCAAACACCAGUGUAUAUUUUCUUUCGAUAAUGAACUAUAAUUUUGAAUAAAAU
Molecule: messenger RNA, 3211 nt
Organism: Haliotis rufescens (red abalone)
Lineage: Eukaryota; Metazoa; Mollusca; Gastropoda; Lepetellida; Haliotidae
Product: sodium- and chloride-dependent glycine transporter 2-like
Exons: 15
Coding region: 156-2111 (651 amino acids)
Biological process (GO): sodium ion transmembrane transport
Cellular component (GO): membrane
Source: RefSeq, a predicted model, not a curated record